Haliaeetus leucocephalus (bald eagle) is the source of this 980-nucleotide messenger RNA. It is a transcript of the gene NDUFAF1, whose product is annotated as NADH dehydrogenase (ubiquinone) complex I, assembly factor 1. Gene Ontology annotation, biological process: mitochondrial electron transport, NADH to ubiquinone; mitochondrial respiratory chain complex I assembly. Bases 245 to 658 code for a protein of 137 amino acids. Gene Ontology annotation, cellular component: mitochondrion. The transcript is spliced from 5 exons. NCBI's taxonomy places the organism in Eukaryota, Metazoa, Chordata, Aves, Accipitriformes, Accipitridae. The record is from RefSeq and is a predicted model, not a curated record.
ACCUCUCCGCGCCCGCAGCGGCGGAGGGAAGAUUUCGCCGCCUCCUCCUCCUCCUCCUCCGCCGGUUGAAGGCGGGAGCUCGGUUAGUUACCGCCGACGGCGGAACCUUGAGCGGAGCGAGAUUGGAGGGAAAAGUGAAGUUUACCUCAAACUGGGUAGGAAUAACCAGGCUGCUCUGCUGUAUGGAACCCUCAAUACGGAAGUGCCUCGUGAUGGGGAGACGAAAUACAGUGGAUAUUGUAGUAUGAGAGCUAAACCGCCAGUGGGAUCUUUUGCUAGGAAGAAGUAUUACGACUGGUCAAACUUCAACAGUCUGUAUUUACGUGUCCGUGGCGAUGGCAGACCUUGGAUGGUAAACAUUUAUACAGACCCUUACUUCUCUCAUCAAAAGGAUGACCUCUACAGCUACUUCAUGUUCACCCGAGGAGGCCCAUAUUGGGAGGAAAUAAAGAUUCCAUUCUCCAAAUUCUUUCUCUCCAGUCGGGGAAGAGUCCAGGAUCAGCAACAUCCUGUCUGGUUAGACAAGAUUAGUACCCUUGGAUUCACCAUUGGAGAUAAAGUAGAUGGUCCAUUCCAGCUGGAGAUUGAUUUUAUUGGCCUGCUGAACGAUAGAGCUCAUACAGAAGAAUUUGCCUAUGAAACAUAUGAAAAGGUCUAAGUUGGGGUGGUAUCUUUUGGGACAGUCUUCAUAUAGUUGGUUCACUUUUACAACACUUCUUAAUGUGUAGCUUAAAGCAACUUGAAGAUUCCACGUAAACAUUAAAGAGAUAAGUGCAUGAAGCGUUGGCUGUAGUAAUCUGACUAGAGUGACACCGCUGGCAUCUUCGAGCUGCCAAAUAGAGAAUCCUGGAGAGACUGUACAUACAUGGACUGGAACACAGCCUGAGGAGAGUUGGGAUGCGCUCUUACAAAGUAGUAACUGGUGACUGGCUUAAUGUUGGCUUCUGUCCUGACCUUUACAGAAAUAAAAGUAUUUCACG